Messenger RNA from Thyridium curvatum, 3771 nucleotides. RefSeq lists its product as uncharacterized. Gene Ontology annotation, cellular component: nucleus. The record is from RefSeq and is a predicted model, not a curated record. Gene Ontology annotation, molecular function: RNA binding; metal ion binding. The transcript has 6 exons. The coding region runs from base 1 to 3771 and encodes 1256 amino acids. Gene Ontology annotation, biological process: negative regulation of DNA-templated transcription. NCBI's taxonomy places the organism in Eukaryota, Fungi, Ascomycota, Sordariomycetes, Thyridiales, Thyridiaceae.
AUGGUUUCUGACGAGACCUAUGACAUAUGCCUUCCCAUCUUGCAGGAUGCCACCCUGGAGGAUGAGGACAAGACAGACAAGCUAGAGGAGCUGCUCCGAAAGGAGACCAAGCUGCAGGGGCAGGCUCUGGAGAAUGCCGUGUUAGACGCGCUCUGGCGCUUUCGCGAAGGCGGGACCAGCGCCGCCUCUCCACCCCCGAUACGGCAGACCAUCCUUCGCCGUCCCUCCCCUGCCUCCUGGCGCGGAUCCGGCACCCCUCUUUCGGGAUCCCCUCGCCUCGGCGUCAGCCCUCUGGCCCCCCCGGGCUUCGUCCCGACCCCUUUCGCCCGCACCAAAUCCUCGACCGCCUCGCCCUUUGGCUCUCCGCGGCCCUCUCCGCGCCUCACCUUUGCGGCGCCGGUCCCCAACAGCCCCAGCCUGAACGCGUACGAGUUCGCCAACGACCACACCCCUGCCCAGGAGAUCUUUGGCGAUCUGCAGUCGGACAACGUGGACUGGCUCGUCAGCGACGAUGCCGUCAGCGUCACUUCCUCGGUGGGCACCUCGAGCGGCCUCAACGCCGCCGCGCCCGAGUUCUCCUUUUCCUCCUCGCAGCAGACCGACAUGACGCCCUACGACAUCCUGCGCUCGAUCCUGGGCCAGACGCGGACCGACGAGGAGAUCGAGGGCGCGCUGGCGAUGCACGGCUACGACCUCGGCGCGACCAUCUCGGCCAUCAUGGAGAGCCAGGCGGCGCAGGACGGCAUCAUGGCCGCGGCGGCCAUGCCCAUGGAAGAGCCGCAGAACUUGCUCAUCGGCCGGUCCGUCACCCCGGACAUCCGGCCGAGCACGCCUGCCGACCAGAAGUCUGGUGUCAUUUGCAAGUUCUUCCUGUCGACGGGGCAGUGCCUCCGCGCAGACUGCCGCUUCAGCCACGACCUGAGCAGUCACAUUUGCAAAUACUGGGUUGCCGGCAACUGCCUGGCGGGUAAGACCUGUAUCUUCUCGCACGACCCGGCGCAUCUCAUCAACAAGCUGUCGGUGGAUCAAGCCAGCACCCCGCCGCAAAAGGCGGCAAACCUGCAGCUGGGUGACACCAAUUCUUUCCCCUCUCUCCAGCCGGGCACCCCCGAGCAGCUCUCCGCGCUGGCCGCUGCGGGCGGCUAUCCUGCCGUCGGCGUGACGCCGCCUCCGGGGUUCAAGAUUCCCGGAUAUCCCGUCGACAUGUCUCGGCCGCGUUCCCGGCCGGGCAGCAGGCACCAGAACCAGAAGGACGCGGCGCAGGCCGCUCCCUCUCUCGACGACGUGGACGCCUUCCCCACGCUGGGCUCCGCGUCUGCCAAGGCGGGUAAGAAGCACCACGGCAAGCGCGGCGGCCACGGCCACCACAAGGAGACCUUCGCCCCGAGCUCGCUGGCGGACAUUGUCAAGAUGUCGCCCUCGCCCGGCCCCGAGGCCCGCCAGAACGCCAAGAAGAUGGGCAGGAACGGCAGCUCCACGAGCAUCCGGAACGGGGAGAACAGCGCGGCGGCGCAGAACAUCCCGAGCCCCAAGCACAUACCGUGGCUGGAGACGGGGGACAAGGCCAACAAGGCCUACCUCAAGGCUCGGCAGGAGGCCAUCAAGCACGGUGGCCUCAGGAACAAGUUCUUGCAAAGUGCUGCACAAGCCUGGAACCGCAACGACGCGCGCGCGGCCAAGGCGCUGAGCCUGCGGGGCCAGAGCGAGAACGACCUGAUGCGCAAGGCGCAUCGCGAGGCGGCGCGGGAGCUGUACGAGGAGCGUAACAAGCACAACGGCGGCGGCGGCGGUAGUGCCUCGGGCGGCCAGGAGAUCUACGUGGACCUGCACGGCUUGCACUCGGAGGAGGCGGUCGAGUACCUGGAGCGCGUGCUGCUCGAGAACGGCCGGGAGCAGAGGCCCGUCUACGCCAUCACGGGCACGGGCCACCACAGCAAGAACGGCAAGGACAAGGUCGGCAAGGCGAUCCGGGCGUUCCUCAACGAGUGGCGGUACGCGUACCGCGAGUUCUCGGUGCCGAGCGACCGGAACAACAUGGGCGGCAUCUUGGGGAUCGACGCGCGGAGCUACGAUAAGAGCUUGGCGAGGGAUAAUGCGGAUGGCGGUGCGAGGUUGAACAGCAGCGGUGGUGGUGGUAGUGGUGGUGGGAGUAGAGGAGCAAGUGGUGGUGGUGGUGCGGCGCUCGAUGGCGGCGGCAAGGGGAAUGACAAAGAGGGAGAGGAGGAGGAUGUUGAUAUCCUGGCGCAGGGCGUCGAGAUCGGCGAGGGGCGGGUCAAGUUGCUGGUCAGGGACUCGUCGGCCAAGGAGCCGCCGAGGGGGCCUGCUGCCACUCGAGGGGGUAAUAAUGGCGGCCGAACUGUCGACGUCAGCCAGCACGAUAAGGUCCCUCCUCCCCCCCUAAUAGAAGACGGCCUCGAACAGCAUUCGAAACGAAUCAUCAAUGGCUCUGACAAGCUAGCCCGCUGCCAUCUUCUGCUGUCCUCCCACGGCCCUGAUCCGGACAAACCGGAGCUAGACAUACAUCCCAACAAAACGGCCCUCCUGGCAUCACCACCACCACCACCUUAUUCCUCUCAACAUUCCGAGCACAAUGCCAGCAGACUACUCCUCCGCCGCCGCCGCGCUGGCCCUCUCCCCCUCCCCGGAACCCUCCCCCUCCUCCCCUUCCUCCUCCCAGCAGCCGCCGCCACCCUGGAUCCACCCCCGUCGGCCCUCCCACCCGGGCGGCCCGUCCGCCUCGUCGCGCCGCCGCCUCUCGGCGCCCUACCGCAGCCAGUCGGCCUCGUCCCGGAACAAGUCCCUCGCGCGGCGCGCCUGGGACGCGGCCAACGAGUACGGCGAGCGCUUCCGCGCCCUCUGGCUGCGCAUGACGCUCGCGCAGCGGCUGCUCUUCGUCGCCGCCUCGGCCGCCGGCUGGGCCGUCCUGAUCCUCAUGCUCGUCUACUCGGAGCGCAUGUGGGCCGCCCUGGGGCCCCUGGCCAAGACGUGGCGCGAGUCCCGCGCGGGCUGGCUGGCCGUCUGGCUCGCGACCUUCGCGGCGGCCUUCCCGCCCCUGAUCGGCUACUCGACGGCCUGCACCGUCGCGGGCUUCGUCUUCGGGUUCCCCGCGGGGUGGCCCAUCGCCGCGACGGCGACGGUGGCGGGCAGCGCCGCGGCGUUCGCGGCGAGCAGGGGCGUGCUGUCGGGGUACGUGCACCGGCUCGUGGGCGCGGACAAGCGGUUCGUGGCGCUGGGGCAGGUCCUGCGGCGCGACGGCCUGCUCGUGCUCACGGGCGUGCGGUUCUGCCCGCUGCCGUACAGCCUGAGCAACGGCUUCCUGGCGACGAUCCCCAGCAUCAGCGUGUGGAGCUUCUCGCUGGCCACGGCGCUCGCGAGCUCCUGGCGCACGUCUUCAUCGGCUCGCGCCUCGCCAUCAUCGCCGAGGAGGGCGACGCCAUGACGGCCGGCGCCAAGGCCGUCAACUACCUCUCGGCCAUGGCGGGCGGGCUCGUCGGCAUGACGGUCGCCGUCUUCGUCUACCGGCGCACCAUGGCCCGCGCGGCGGAGCUGGCGCGCGAGGAGGCCGAGGAGAUCGCCGCCGACGGCGAGGUCCGCGGCGGCGACGACGAUGACGAUGUGGCGGGGGAGGACUCGGGCCUCAUGAUGGACCCGGACGACGCGGACGCUGCGGCGCUGAUGGUGGACGCGGACGACAUCUCGCUCUGGGAGACGGAGGGGGUGUAUCGGGACGAGGAGGAGGCUGUUGGGGGCAAGGGAGGGGGUGGUAGGUGA